AGGUAGCUGUGUACAGUAUCAUUUGACCACCGGCGCAGUGUAGUGUUACAUUCGGACAGUAAAUACAGACUAAUAUCAACAUGUGCGGGGAAAUGGGCAAGGCGGUGCUGCGCGCUCUGACGGGUGCAUUACUCUGUGGUUUGGUUUCCGAUGCCGCGUAUUUACAAAACUACGACACAUAUCCAGUGCAAUACGAGCAAGCGGUGUACCGCAAACCAUUGCGGGAGCACGAGAAGCCACAGGACCUGCGCAACGUGCCCGGCGUGCCCGGCGUCGACUAUCCUAUCUACCACCAAGUGCCCGACACCAGGUUCUCAUGUGCCCACGUACCUGUACACCCGGGGAUGUACGCUAAUGUCGAAACAGGAUGCCAGGCCUACCACGUGUGCCAUGACGGUCGUGAGGGACACCAAGGAGCGGCUUUCCUCUGCACAAAUGGCACUCUCUUCGACCAGACUAAGUUUGCAUGCGACUGGUGGUACAAUGUCGACUGUUCACAGGCUAUUGAACACUACAAAUUGAACGCAGAUCCGUUGAAAAACCCUUACGUACCAAAACCAAAACCAGAACAAGUGGCGGAACACGGAGUUUACUACAAACAUGACUAAACUGACAUCACUAAAUUGUCUUAUCUGAGGAACAGAGUUACAUCUCUUAUGAGAUUCCUUGACAGAUGUAAUUCUUUUCAUUGGAUGGGUCGAAAUUAUAAAAGUAAAAAAGGGACCACCUAUUGAAUAAUACAAAAAAUAUUCA
Papilio machaon (common yellow swallowtail) is the source of this 753-nucleotide messenger RNA. Its product is annotated as U-scoloptoxin(01)-Cw1a. The transcript is spliced from 4 exons. Gene Ontology annotation, cellular component: extracellular region. The coding region runs from base 81 to 608 and encodes 175 amino acids. The record is from RefSeq and is a predicted model, not a curated record. Lineage: Eukaryota; Metazoa; Arthropoda; Insecta; Lepidoptera; Papilionidae. Gene Ontology annotation, molecular function: chitin binding.